This is a messenger RNA of Hymenoscyphus albidus, 1318 nucleotides long. Lineage: Eukaryota; Fungi; Ascomycota; Leotiomycetes; Helotiales; Helotiaceae. The record is from the annotation of a GenBank genome assembly.
AACACAUCUAUAUUAUCACAGCAGCCUCCCGCAAAGCACUCUUUACCUCCCCAAAUAUCUGGCCACACUCUCCACGCCAGCAGCUAUCUAUGGUCUUUGCGAGUAACCUCACUACCAUCUCCCAAAAUGUCACAGUUCUUCCAACAACCACCACCUAAUGCGCCAUACGGCGGUUCCUCCGCGCAAAACCUCCAGUUCUACCCAUCCACAUAUACACCCAACCCAGUAUCCGGCCACGCAACACCCUCAGAAGCAUCGUACGGAUAUGGCGCACCACAGUCUUCGCAAGGCUACGGUGCUCCAGGCGGGGGAUUUAAUUCCGGAUUUGGAGGCGCAGCAGGAGUGAGUGGCAGAAUGGGAGAACAAGGAGGAUUAAGAACGGGAUGGUUAGCAGCGUUUGGCACAGAAGGUUAUGAAGGAGAACCACCAUUACUGGAAGAACUAGGAGUAAAUUUCGCACACAUACAAAGCAAGGUAUAUCUUCCCUCUUCCUCCUCGCUGCGUAUGAGAUAUAUAAAGGAUAUGAGCUAAUAUAUGGAAUCAAAGACUUUAGCAGUACUCAACCCCCUCGCCAAAAUCGACCAACACAUCAUGGACGACUCCGAUCUAGCAGGUCCCAUACUAUUCUUCCUCUUAUUCGGAACCUUCCUACUCUUCUCCGGAAAAGUGCAUUUUGGAUAUAUCUACGGACUCGCACUACUAGGCAGUUGCUCACUCCAUUUAAUUCUCUCCCUCAUGUCUCCGCCUCUGGAACCCAGUGCUUCCUCACCACAACCGCAAUCCUCACAUCUCUCUUCAACCCUCACAUUCCUGCGAUCGGCUUCUGUACUAGGAUAUUGUCUCUUACCAUUAGUUCUCACGAGUCUGAUUGGGAUAGUGCUGCCUAUGGAUGGAAUUAUGGGCUACAUGUUGACUAGCUUGGCCAUCGUGUGGUGUACGUACAGUAGUUCGGGUAUGUUCUGUGCGGUGGGAAGGAUGAGGGGAAUGAGAGGAUUGGUGGCGUAUCCUUUGGCGUUGUUUUAUGUGGGAUUUGGAAUUAUGGGUAUUUUCUCAAGUAGAGGGAGCAAGCUUACAGGAAAAGUUGGCGCGGCAUUGUGAGAGAAAAACGGGUUGAUAUGAAUGGGUCAUGAAAAGGAGGCGAACUAGGUCAUGUAGGAAUAGUCGACGGUUUAUGGAGCGGCAAUUCCCACAGGAAACGUUGUAGGUUAAUAGCGUACCUACUUCCAGUAAGCAUUUUAGCGCAAAGGCGUUUGCUAAGUACCAAAGAAUACUACCAAAAUAAACUCACAAUUCCAACCAAAGGCUGCACUUUAAUAUG